AGUGCUGGACCGACAAUGCAGAGCACAACUUCCACUUCGAGCGGCUCCUGCUCCAGACCUUCGGAGGGUUCCGCCCUGAACUCCGGCGGUAGUGCCGAGAACGUCGCCCGCGAGGGCGGCGGCAGUGGGGAGGACAGCGUCGGGAUCGGGGACGAGAACCCUUCAGGCAGCAGCGCUGCCACCAACGGACACGACUCCAAGCACAAUGGGUUCGUUGUCAAUAACAACGGCAGCAGUAGUCGCAUUGUCGACGGUGAAAACAAUAGGGAAAAUACCAGCUACAGCGGCGUCCAGCUCGACAAGUCCAACCAGGAGAUCAUCCGACUAAUCGGACAGUAUCUGCACGACGUGGGCCUCGACAAGUCGGUCCAGACGCUCAUGGUUGAGUCUGGGUGCUACUUGGAACACCCCUCGGCCACCAAGUUUAGGGAACAUGUCCUAAUGGGCGACUGGUCUAAGGCAGAUUCAGAUCUAAAGGACUUAGAGCCAUUAAUCGAUAAUGGAAAAUUAGCAACGAUCACCGAAAUGAAGUUCAUAUUGCUGGAACAAAAGUAUUUAGAGCAUUUGGAUGACGGCAAUCCCUUAGACGCCCUGCACGUCCUUCGCAGCGAGCUGACGCCGCUGCAGCACAAUAUAUCGCGCGUGCACCAGCUGUCCUCGUACAUGAUGUGUUCCACCAACCAAGACCUGUACCAGCGCGCCAAGUGGGAGGGCAAGGGCAUCCUCUCUCGGGCCCUGGUCAUGGAGCGCCUGCACACAUUUAUGCCACCGUCGGUGAUGAUGUCUCCGCGGCGUCUGCGCACUCUGCUGCAGCAGGCUGUAGAGCUGCAGAGCCAACACUGCCCCUGUCACGACAUGGCGUGGGAGACGAAUCUGGAGACGGUCUCGCUGCUCACCGACCAUUGCUGCACUACGGAUGGCUUUCCCAUGCAGACCAUCCAGAUCUUAACCGACCACUGCGACGAGGUCUGGUUCUGCAAGUUCUCGCCCGACGGCCUCAAGCUGGCCACGGGUAGCAAGGACUCGACUGUGAUUAUAUGGGAUGUUGACCCGUACAAGUUGACUCUUAAGCACCGGCGCGUCCUCGACGGCCAGGCCCAGCUUAGCGUGAGCUUCGUCAGCUGGAGUCCUGACUCCAAGCUCAUCCUCGUCGGAGGCACCGAGGACUCGCAUGAACUUUAUAUCUGGAAUGUGGACGACGGCAAGCUAGUGGUUAAGUUCUCACAGUCACUAGAGGACAGCUUGGCCUGCGGAGCUUUCAGCCGCGAUGGCGCUCGCUUCGUCUGCGGUGGUCAAAAGGGUCAGCUUUACUUGUGCGACCUCAACGGCACAAUCGUCGACUCUUGGGAGGGAGUUCGCGUCAACAGCAUAGCCUUUCGGGCAGACAACAAAACAAUCUUAGCGGCCGAUAAUCACUACCGUAUCAGAGGGUACAACUUUGAUAGCCCGCGCUCAGACUUUGAUAUUUUGAGGGAGCCGCAUCCCAUUAUGACCUUCAGCAUCAACUCCGCCGACCGCCUGGCUCUGCUUAACGUCUCCAACCAAGGCCUUCAUCUCUGGGACAUCGAGGACAAGUGUCUGGUGCGUCGUUUUCAGGGAAUUCGGCAGAGCAACUUCGCAAUUCACUCCUGCUUCGGAGGCGUUAACGAGAGUUUUGUGGCGAGCGGCAGCGAGGACAAGGUCGUUUAUAUUUGGCACAUCAAGCGCGAGGAGCCGUUGGCCAAGCUGGCCGGGCACACCAAGACGGUGAACUGCGUGUCCUGGAACCCCGUGUACCCGUCCCUGCUGGCCAGCGCCAGUGAUGACGCUACCGUGAGAAUCUGGGGUCCCAAGCCCAACGGCAGUAGUGCUACGACUGAGAGCGACGAUUGCUCUUCUAGCUCGUCUUCGUCCUCCUGGAAUAUGACUUAAGAUCGCGUGCCGCAGCAAAUAAGUGUUCGUGGGGAAGAUAUUGGAUGCUGAUUUAGUUCUAGUGCGCCCUAAUUUCGAUAUAUAUGCAGAAUGCGUCCUGCUCUGAUUGCGCGUCGGUGUCGUCGUUGCUACAAACUGCCAUUACAACAAUAUGUAUGAGCAGCAUGACUUACGAUUAGCAUUAAUUACUUAAGUACAUUCAUACGAAAGGAGAGGCAUAACAUCAUAUCUACUAUGCUAUCACAAGAAAUCGAUUCGUUCUCAGAUUUCUUUUCAUGUAUGGCAAUGCUAAAAAAUAUUUUUUGUCUUUUAUAGCGAUACUUCUCGACCUUUUUGUGUUUAUCAACAGCGAAAUCGACCUGAUUGAUUUUAAAAUUAUUGCCAUUUGAUUUGUUCUAUGCAGUUUCCAACAUUUAGUAUGUAACACGAUUUGACGUAUUUCAUAACCAACAGACAAAAUAAAAAUAGUUCUAUAUAUGUUUUUAAAUUGUCGAUGUUUUCCUUUCGCUUAUCAUGGGUCUUAAGCAAUUAAUAAAAUUUGAGUGACAAUUGUGAAAGCUUUUUAA
Molecule: messenger RNA, 2477 nt
Organism: Drosophila ficusphila
Lineage: Eukaryota; Metazoa; Arthropoda; Insecta; Diptera; Drosophilidae
Product: WD repeat-containing protein 26 homolog
Exons: 3
Coding region: 16-1911 (631 amino acids)
Biological process (GO): proteasome-mediated ubiquitin-dependent protein catabolic process
Cellular component (GO): GID complex
Molecular function (GO): protein binding
Source: RefSeq, a predicted model, not a curated record